UUCCCAGUUCCCGCCACACUAGCAUUCCACUCUCUCUUGGAAGCCUCUCUCUCUCUCUCUCUAGGGUUUUUGCUGAGAAUAGGAAAAAUGGCUCCAUCAACACGGAUUUUCGGCGAGGCCUGCCGCGUCCUGAUGGCAGCAGCGAAGAGUUCGACCUCAUCCACUUCCCCGGCCACUGCCGCCGCUCCCAAAAAGGGGAUUCUAAAAUCGGUGCCGGUUUCCCCUGCUCUCGGGAAGUUCCUCGGUGCCUCCGAAGCCUCUCGCACAGACGCCGUCAAGAAAGUCUGGGAACAUAUCAAAGCCCAUAACCUUCAGAACCCCACCAACAAGAAAGAGAUAAAUUGUGAUGAGAAGUUGAAGGCUAUAUUCAAUGGAAGAGACAAGGUUGGGUUUCUGGAGAUUGCCAAGCUGCUCUCCCAGCAUUUUCAAAAGGCAGCUUAAGUUGUUACAUGCGAUUGUGUAAACAUUAGAUGGUAAUUCUUGAUGAUUAACUCCUAUACUUGAUUUGAAGUGGCCAUUUCACCUUUACCUUUCACCUUUCUACAAUCCGGGUCUAAUCAACUUGGACUCCAUUUUGUAUGAUGAAUUUGUUUUUCUUUAAUGACAAAAAUAUUAGGUUUAUAGGGUUGAUAACUUGAUUUGCUAAGGGAAUCUAGCAAGGAAAUAGUUAUUGAUCACCAUGACCUAGGUUUUUUUUUUCUUUGUUAAA
This is a messenger RNA of Ipomoea triloba (trilobed morning glory), 709 nucleotides long. RefSeq names its product upstream activation factor subunit UAF30-like. The transcript has 2 exons. The record is from RefSeq and is a predicted model, not a curated record. Lineage: Eukaryota; Viridiplantae; Streptophyta; Magnoliopsida; Solanales; Convolvulaceae. Gene Ontology annotation, cellular component: nucleus. Bases 88 to 441 code for a protein of 117 amino acids.